AUGCUUCAGCUGGUUGAUCUCAUCAAGAGGAUGCAGAAGUCCAAAGGAGCGAUGGACUCUCGUGAACGUGAAGGCAAAAAACGAAAAGAGCAAGACAAACGGAAGGCUGAGCAUCAACCAGUGCGACGAACCCAGAAAGAACAGCCUACUGCCAAGAAGCCCAGAGGACGCGAAGAACGGAGGGCUCGAAGGCCACCACCUACCCAGAAGCCCAGAGGACACGAUGAACGGAGGGCUCGAAGACCACCACCUACCCAGAAGCCCAGAGGACACGAUGAACGGAGGGCUCGAAGGCCACCACCUACCCAGAAGCCCAGAGGACACGAUGAACGGAGGGCUCGAAGGCCACCUCCUACCAAAAAGCCUAAAAGGCACGAUGAACGGAGGGCUCAAAGAGCACCUUUCAAAGAAAGCCCCCCAGAACACAAUAAACGGAAGUUGUGGCAGGAAGUACAGAAAGAAAGAGAUGAACUGGUCUUUGCGUUGAUGGACCAGAUGGAGAACUUGUAUCCAGUCUCUGAAAAUAUCAUUUUAAUAAACCACUUAGACAAACACAUCUAUGAUCUUGAAGCGGCCACAAAAGACCAUUUGGAAAAGGUGAUUACGAAAGUCAAGCUGUGCCGCUGUCAACCGUUAGGUCCGAAGGAACAAGAAAAGCCGCGUCUUGGCCGGAGGCAGCUAAAAAAGUUGCUGGCAAAACGGAAACGUUUAGUGGAUGCGCUGUAUUUACAAGUUGAAGGCAUUGAUCCAGCGGAGGAGAACCUCUCCAUCAUAUAUCACCUGGAUGGUCACAUACUGGACCUCCUUCUGGCUGGAAGAGGCGCGAUGGCAGCAGUCAUAGCAGAGACCAAAAACUGCCAAUGUCAAGCCUUCGAAGGACCAAAGAAGAAGAAAUGGAAGAAGGUGAGAAAACAGAAGGACGAACUAAUCUACGAUUUGAUGAUCCGGAUAGAAAGGAAGGAGCCAGUCUUUGCAAAUCUCACGAUGAUAGAUCACCUGGAACAUCACAUCCGGGACCUCGAGAGGGCAGCAGCAGAUGAGCUCAAAGCUUUGAUCAAGAGCAUCAAAAAAUGCUCAUGUCAAGCUGCACUGCCCAAGAAAUUCAAGGAAGAUCGGGAGAAGAAGCCGUUCUUUGGGAUGAUGAGUUGGAAGAACGCUCUGAAAGAAAUGAAUAAUCUAAUAGAGAAAUUGUCAGAACAGUUAAACGAAGGAAACGACUUCACGCUGAGAGGACACUUGGAGAACCACCUGUGGCUCCUCCAGCGAGCAAAAGUAGGAGACAUCGAGUUCCUUCUAGAAAAGGUUCAAAACUGUUGGUGCCAGAAUCCAUGGGAAAAUGGAACUUAUGGACAGGAGAGCACCAUUCAGGAAACGGAAAGCGUCGUAGAAUAUUCAUCCUCAUAUGGAUUUGAAGAUAUUCUAGACGACAGAGGCGAAGACUUUCCAGGAGACACAGACGAAUAUUCGUCCUCUUAUGAAGAGUCCGCCUAUUACGAAUAUUCGUCCUCUGUUUCUCUAGAGAGAACCGGAGAAUGGUCGUCGCAGGAGCUUUCCACAGAAAGACAGCAGAGAGGAGAGUACAGAGAUCGAGAGACUCCCAGGACAAGUAGAAGUGAUACACUCAUCAGCCUCUAUGAGGGCGAACCCUCUCUUGCCAUCAUCGUCGAACAGCAACUCCGACAGAAAUUGCAAGAGGAAAAGAACGCCCUCGUUGACGAGAUGAAAAGGAACGACGAAGCGAGAGAGCUUUUACUGAAUGAGAGACGUGCUCUCGAUGCGGAAAGGGAACACUUCCUCCAGGAAAAGGCAGAGCUCGACAUUAUGCGACAGCAGCUCCAUGAAGAGAAGACCGCCUUUCAGAGGGAACUCGCUCAAAGGAGGGCCGUGGAUUUGGAUAGGGAAGCCCUCCAGAGAGAGAAGGAAACUUUCUGCGAAGAACUCGUCGCCUGGAGGGAAGAGCUGAGAAGAGAGAAAGAGAACCUCAAGAAUCAAGAGAGGCUCGUCCAGGACAUGAAAUUGGAGAGGGAGGCCCUGCAGAAUGAGAGGAGGCUCUUCGCUACCCACCUCAUACAAAUGAGAGGAGACCUCAUGAAGGAAAAAGAGGACCUUAUUAUGGCCCAGGAGAAGCUGAGGCUAGACAUUGAUGCCUUCACCAGAGAGAAAGAAGAAAUCGAUCGAGAGUCUCGAAGACGACAGGGCUUCCAAGACAGGAAGGACGAACAGGAAAAGGAUUCGAGACUCCAAGAAAAGCUUCAGGAUAUAAACCAAAGAUCAGUCGGCAACCAAACAAAGAGACGGCGGAAAGACACAGCGCAAGACAUGAGCGAGGACUUCUUCAGAGCUCAUGAAUCAUUACAAAACACAAGAACGGAGGACGUCAAUGAAGAGGAGCUUAAUUUAGGCACGAAGUCUACUACAACUGACAAAUUUCCGAAGACGAAAACUCGAGGAGAAAAAUACACGAGUGGGAAAUGUUCGAAUGAACUGCAUACCGUCGAAAGAUACUCAAAUAGUUCGUCCGUAAACUGUCUUCUGGAUGAACUGAUCGACGGACUUCGUAGAAUCGGCGAGAAAAUAACCCUAGUGGAAGGCAAAUAA
Messenger RNA from Macrobrachium nipponense, 2598 nucleotides. RefSeq lists its product as uncharacterized. The transcript has a single exon. The record is from RefSeq and is a predicted model, not a curated record. The coding region runs from base 1 to 2598 and encodes 865 amino acids. Lineage: Eukaryota; Metazoa; Arthropoda; Malacostraca; Decapoda; Palaemonidae.